Messenger RNA from Carassius auratus (goldfish), 1394 nucleotides. RefSeq names its product sushi, nidogen and EGF-like domain-containing protein 1. Gene Ontology annotation, biological process: cell-matrix adhesion. The coding region runs from base 225 to 1394 and encodes 389 amino acids. The transcript has 8 exons. The record is from RefSeq and is a predicted model, not a curated record. NCBI's taxonomy places the organism in Eukaryota, Metazoa, Chordata, Actinopteri, Cypriniformes, Cyprinidae.
GACACAUUGGACUCUGUCAAUUCUUUCACAAUUCCAGCAGCCAAUGUCCCAGAACUCUCAUCCAGCAGUAAUAUCAAUGUGAAUGGUCGCUGGUCUUUCCGUGUUGAUCGUUCACUAAACUGUAAGCCUAAGAGUUGACUGUUUGUCAGCAACAUAAUACUAACAUUUUUAACCAUUGCAUUUUAAGAACUUAUGUUCAUUUGGAAGAUGUAAACAAAUCAUUGAUGCUUCUAUUUUUACUAGUGCCGGCUAAUUUCCUGCCAUAUGGGGAUGGAGACUUAGUAAAUCCUGUUUCAGAUGAUGGAAGCUCUGUAGCCAUUUACCUGCAGCAGCCUUUCAAAUACUUUGGACGCACAUACAAUCAGAUCUAUGUGAACAACAAUGGUCACCUGACUUUUACUCAACCACUGUCUGCCUACGUUCCUUAUCUGAACGCUGGAAUAGACAUCAUUGCUCCUCUGUGGACUGACCUUAACAAUCGCAACGGUGGAACUAUCUCCUACAGAGAGGAUAGAAGUAGUGCUGUACUGGCACAAGUCACUCAAGCUGUUAACCAAUAUUUCCCUUCCAUUGGUUUUACCGCUACAUCAGCCUUUGUGGCUACCUGGGACAGUGUGCUAUACUUCUCUGGUGGAGGGGAGGUUACUUUCCAAGUUGUUUUAGUCUCCAAUGGUGACCGCUCUUUCAUCCUGAUCAACUAUGGUGACAUUGCACAAACAGGUCAAGUUUGGUUGGCUGGUUAUGACACGCUGGACUCUGUCAGUUCUUUCACAAUUCCAGCAGCCAGUGCCCCAGAACUCUCAUCCAGCAGUAAUAUCAAUGUGAAUGGUCGCUGGUCUUUCCAUGUUGAUGGUUCGCUAAACUGUAAGCCAGAGUUGCCUGUUUGUCGGCAACUGCCAGCUAAUUUCCUGCCAUAUGGGGAUGGAGACGUAGUAAAUCCCGUUUCAGAUGAUGGAAGUUCUGAUGCCAUUUACUUGCAGCAGCCUUUCAAAUACUUUGGACGCACGUACAAUCAAAUCUUUGUGAAUAACAACGGUCACCUGACUUUUACUCAACCACUGUCUGCCUACGUUCCUUAUCUGAACGCUGGAAUAGACAUCAUUGCUCCUCUGUGGACUGACCUUUACAAUGUCAACGGUGGAACUAUCUCCUACAGAGAGGAUACAAGUAGCGCUGUACUGGCACAAGUCACUCAAGCUGUUAACCAAUAUUUCCCUAAUGUGCCUUUUUCCGCUACAUCAGCUUUUGUGGCUACCUGGGACAGUGUGCCGUACAUCACUGGUGGAGGGGUGGUAACUUUCCAAGUGGUUUUAGUCUCCAAUGGUGACCGCUCUUUCAUCCUGAUCAACUAUGGUGAUAUUGCAGAAACAGCACAAUCUUGGCUGGCUGGUUAG